UUUACGGACACGCGGGCAACUAGCGGUUGCCGCAUGGUGGAAUGUUAAUUCAUUGGAUAUAACUGUAUUGUUGGCUGCGGAUAAUUUCACCAUUAUUCACAUUUCAAACUCUUUUUAAAGAACGAAUAACUCAACAAAGCAAAUUACAACGGAAUUGGGAACAGAUCUUUUUUUUCCAAAAAUUUGGAAUAUGACAAAAAUAUUAACAGUGGCAAAAUCUCUGCGCAAUGGAUGGUUCCAUGGGACAUAUGGCUGGAGAUCAACUGCAAGAUUAUUCAGUUUUAAGGCCCAGACUGCACACCUGGUGCUGGAGGAUGGCACCCGCAUGAAGGGGCUCUCAUUCGGCCAUCCGCAGUCGGCCGCGGGCGAACUGGUCUUUAACACGGGGCUUGUCGGGUACCCUGAGGCUUUGACUGACCCCAGCUACAGGGGUCAGAUUCUUACCCUUACCUACCCUAUCGUGGGGAAUUAUGGGGUGCCCAAUACAUGUGAGCUGGACGAUCUUGGGCUGAGGAAGAACGUGGAGUCUGAUCGUGUUCAGGUUUCUGGACUUCUGGUUCAGGACUACAGCCAUGAGUACAGUCACUGGAACUCCGUGAAAUCUUUGGCACAGUGGCUUCAAGAGGAGAGGGUGCCUGCAUUGUAUGGAGUAGAUACCAGAAUGCUUACUAAGAUUAUUCGGGACAAGGGAACAGUUUUGGGGAAAAUAGAAUUUGACGGCCACCCAGUAGAGAUAACAGAUCCUAACCAGAAAAAUCUAGUAGCAGAGGUCUCUACUAAGGAAACUAAAGUGUUUGGCAAAGGUAAUCCAAUUAAAGUGGUUGCUGUGGACUGUGGGAUUAAGCACAACAUAAUCAGACUACUUGUUAAGCGCGGGGCAGAGGUUCACUUGGUGCCGUGGGACCAGGAGCUGGUUAACCUGGACUACGACGGCCUCUUCAUCUCCAAUGGUCCCGGAGACCCUUCCCUGGCCAGACCGCUCAUAGACAAUGUCCGAAAGGUUCUGGAGAGUGACAGGCCCCAGCCUGUUUUUGGCAUUUGCAUGGGAAACCAGAUCACAGCUUUGGCUGCUGGAGCCAAGUCCUACAAACUACCCAUGGGCAAUAGGGGUCAGAACCAGCCCGUGGUAAACGUAAUGACGGGUCAGGCUUUCAUCACUGCCCAGAACCACGGUUACGGUAUCGACAGCAAAUCCUUACCUGCGGGCUGGAGUCCGCUCUUCAUCAAUGCCAACGACGGGACGAAUGAGGGUAUAAUGCAUAACAGCAAGCCAGUGUUUACUGCCCAGUUCCACCCAGAGGCCAAAGGUGGACCCACUGACACUGAGUUCCUGUUCGACGCCUUCAUCUCUCUUAUAAAGAAAGGGAAAGAGGCCAGCAUUGUGUCUGUGAUGCCGAAAAAACCUGCCAUUCCUCCCAGAGCUCAGGUGUCAAAGGUGCUGGUUCUGGGUUCCGGGGGCCUGUCCAUCGGUCAGGCCGGAGAGUUUGACUACUCGGGAUCUCAGGCUGUUAAAGCCAUGAAGGAGGAGAAUCUGAAGACGGUUCUGAUGAACCCAAACAUUGCCUCGGUGCAGACCAACGAAGUGGGUACCAAGCAGGCUGACUCAGUCUACUUCCUGCCCGUCACUCCUCAGUUUGUCACGGAGGUGAUCAAAGCGGAGAGACCGGACGGCAUCCUGCUCUCCAUGGGCGGACAGACGGCUCUGAACUGUGGUGUGGAGCUGUUUCAGAGUGGCGUCCUGCAGCAGUACGGGGUAAAGGUUUUGGGCACGCCUGUGGAAUCCAUCAUGGCGACCGAGGACAGGCAGCUCUUUGCAGACAAACUGAUGGAGAUCAAUGAAAAGAUAGCUCCCAGCAUUGCCGUCGAGUCGGUGGCGGAUGCUGUGAACGCAGCUGAGCAGAUUGGCUAUCCAGUCAUGCUGCGUUCAGCCUACGCUUUAGGAGGUUUAGGAUCAGGCCUGUGUGCCACCAGAGAGAAACUGGAAGAAACAGCUCGCAAGGCCCUGGCCAUGAGUAGUCAGAUCCUGGUGGAGAAGUCUCUGCUGGGCUGGAAAGAGGUGGAGUAUGAGGUGGUUCGGGACGUAGCUGACAACUGUGUCACUGUCUGUAAUAUGGAGAAUUUUGACCCUCUUGGCAUCCAUACAGGCGACUCCAUUGUUGUGGCGCCCAGUCAGACUCUGUCCAACGAGGAGUACCACAUGCUGAGAGAGACGGCGAUUAAAGUGGUGCGGCAUCUCGGGAUUGUGGGCGAAUGUAACAUCCAGUACGCCCUGCACCCCACGUCCCUGGAGUACUGCAUCAUCGAGGUCAACGCUCGCCUCUCCCGGAGCUCCGCCCUGGCCUCGAAGGCCACGGGGUAUCCGCUGGCGUUUGUGGCGGCCAAGCUGGCCCUGGGCAUUCCCCUGCCGGACAUAAAGAACGCGGUCUCGGAGAAAACCACGGCCUGCUUCGAGCCCAGCCUGGACUACAUCGUCACCAAGAUCCCUCGCUGGGACCUGGACCGCUUCCAGGGCAUGUCGCGGGAGAUCGGCAGUGCCAUGAAGAGCGUAGGAGAGGUGAUGGCAGUGGGGCGGACCUUUGAGGAGAGCAUUCAGAAGGCUUUGCGGAUGUGCCAUCCGUCUGUGGACGGCUUUGUGCCACGUCUGCCCCUGAAGAGGGCCUGGGCAGAGCAGCAGAACCUGCAGCAGGAACUGGCAGUCCCCUCCAGCACACGCAUCUUCUCUCUGGCCAGGGCUCUCCACAGCAGCGUGACCGUGGAUAAGAUCCAUGAUCUCACAGCCAUUGACAAGUGGUUUCUGCACAAACUCAGACGAAUCACUGAGCUGGAGCAGCAUCUGGGCAAGUACAACAGUUCCACAGUGCCGCGGGAGCUGCUCCUGAAGGCCAAGCAGGACGGGUUUUCGGACCGGCAGAUCGGCCAGACCCUGGGCACCUCCGAAGGUGAGGCCCGAGCGCUGAGACUGGACCAGAACAUCCGACCCUGGAUCAAACAGAUUGACACUCUUGCGGCUGAGUAUCCUGCUGUGACUAACUAUCUCUACUGUACUUACCAUGGUCAGGAGCAUGACCUGGACUUCAGCGAUCGGGGUGUCAUGGUUUUAGGCUGUGGGCCCUAUCACAUUGGCAGCAGCGUGGAGUUUGACUGGUGCGCGGUGUCAAGCAUCCGCGCCCUCAGACAGAUGGGACGGCGGACAGUUGUGGUGAACCACAACCCCGAGACGGUCAGCACGGACUUUGACGAGUGCGACCGCUUGUACUUCGAGGAACUGACCCUGGAGCGGAUCCUGGACAUUACUCAACAGGAGGGCUGCACGGGUUGCAUCGUCUCUGUCGGGGGGCAGAUUCCUAAUAAUUUGGCCGUGCCCCUGCACCAGAACGGGGUGAAGAUCCUGGGAACCAGCCCCCUGCAGAUCGACCGGGCCGAGGAGCGAUCGGUGUUCUCCAGCAUUCUCGACAAACUGGGCGUGGCCCAGGCACCGUGGAGAGCCCUCAGUUCACUGGAGGAUGCUUUUGCCUUUGCCAGAAAAGUGGGCUACCCAUGUCUCCUGCGCCCGUCCUAUGUUCUGAGCGGUUCGGCGAUGAACGUGGCCUACGGAGAGGAGGAGAUGAAGCGUUUUCUGGAGGAGGCCACACAGGUGUCGCAGGAACACCCUGUGGUCAUCACCAAGUUCGUCUCUGGAGCCAGAGAGGUGGAGCUUGACGCUGUGGCUAAAACGGGCAAAGUUCUGGUCCACGCCAUCACAGAACAUGUUGAAGAUGCUGGGGUUCACUCUGGAGAUGCCACCCUCAUGCUGCCCACCCAAACCAUCAGCCAAGGAGCCCUGGAGAAGGUAAAAACCGCAACCCGUAAAAUUGCGGAGGCAUUUGAGAUUUCAGGGCCGUUUAACACUCAAUUUCUGGUGAAAGGCAACGACGUCAUGGUGAUCGAGUGUAACCUACGCGCCUCCCGCUCCUUCCCCUUUGUCUCCAAGACCAUCGGCGUGGACUUCAUCAACGUGGCGACCCGCGUCAUGGUCGGGGAACCUCUAGACGAGACGCGCCUUCCCUCGCUGGAGAACCCCAUCAUUCCUGUCGAUUACGUCGGAAUCAAGGCCCCUAUGUUCUCCUGGCCACGGUUGCGUGAUGCUGAUCCUGUCCUGCGUUGUGAGAUGGCCUCGACAGGAGAGGUUGCGUGCUUUGGAGCAAACAUCUACUCCGCUUUUUUGAAGGCCAUGCUCUCCACGGGAUUCAAAAUCCCACAGAAGGGAAUUCUCAUCGGGAUCCAGCACUCGUUUAGGCCAAACUUUUUGUCUACUGCACACCAGCUGAAUGAGCAAGGCUUCAAGCUUUAUGCUACUGAGGCUACCUCUGCCUGGCUCAACGCCAACGAUGUGCCCUCCACUCCAGUCGCCUGGCCCAGCCAGGAGGGCAAAGAUGCCAGUCUGCCCAGCAUCAGCAGGCUGAUCAGUGACGGUCACAUUGACCUAGUGGUCAAUUUACCCAAUAACAACACCAAGUUCCUCAAGGAUAACUUCCUCAUCCGCAGAAUGGCUGUAGACUAUGGAGUACCCUUAAUCACAAACUUCCAGGUGGUAAAGCUUUUUGCUGAGGCUAUCAAGUACGCUAGUGAACUCGACACCACAAGCCUGUUCCACUAUCGCCAGCAUGAUGCCAGGCAACAGGGCUAGUGUGACCCGUAGCACCAACCUCUCUGUAUCAGGCUCCAAAGACAUCCGGAUCCACAUUUACCUCCACUGAGCCGCGUAUCAUCUGAGAAGGUCCAGCUGGUCUGUGCUCGAUGGUCCCCAGAAGAAUCAAAAUCUUUGAAAGAUCAUUUCAGUUGACUUGAAAUAUUGACACGAAGAGCAAAUAUUGGUGACAGCAGUCGGAUCAGCUGGCUCUUUUAACAGUAAUUAUAUCUCAUCAGAUGCAGGAAUAGUAGGGGAAAAAAAAAGAAGUUCAGCUAUCAGUUCUAAGUCAGACACAAGGGACAUAACUGCCUGUCUUUAAUUAUUUGUGGUUUUGCUCACUCUGUGCAGCACGAUUGGAUUUUGUGAAUGAUGUUAAAAUGUGACUAGUCCCAUAUGGGGUUAUUUGGAGACGUCUUUCCAAAUGAUGUGUGUUUUUAUUCUCGGCCAGUUCUAGAACCUUCUGCUGCGUAGACAACGCAGCUCUCCUGCCCCUUACUUCAGCUAAGACAAAAAGACCAUUUUUUUCUUACCAAGACCUCUGUUUAGCCAUUGACAGGUUUCUUUCACUCUGUUUUUAUGUGUUAUGGUUACAAAAAAAAAAAUGGGAAAAAAAACAGAGAAGGAUUGUGUUGACCUAUCAGUGUCCAGUCUUUUAAGCAUUUUCUUUGGGUAUUUUGAGGAACUUCUGUAAGCUGCAAUGAGAACAGUGUGCAGUGUUACAUUUUAAAACUUAAUAUAUUUUGACAGUCACCGGAUCUUUCCAUGUAAAAGUAUAAGAUGAAAAACAUAGCAAAUUAUGUUAAACUAAAUUUUGGACCAAUUUAUUUACCGUGUGAUAGAAAAAAAAAUUGUUUUAGCAUAUAUAACACUUGAUCCAGGUUUUGGAAAGGGAAGUUAAAAAUCUCCCUCAGAUUGAGUUCACACAUUGAUAUACUUGUGAAAGAUUUAUAAACAGCAACCCCAAGUUAUGCUUGUUAAAGAGUUUCAGUCAACGGGGGUUUGUUACUUAACAGUAUUAAUCAGUUAUAGAAAUUAUAGGGGUUUUUUUUUGGUCU
Messenger RNA from Chanos chanos (milkfish), 5724 nucleotides. It is a transcript of the gene cps1, whose product is annotated as carbamoyl-phosphate synthase 1, mitochondrial. The coding region runs from base 191 to 4666 and encodes 1491 amino acids. Gene Ontology annotation, cellular component: cytoplasm; carbamoyl-phosphate synthase complex. The record is from RefSeq and is a predicted model, not a curated record. Gene Ontology annotation, molecular function: ATP binding; metal ion binding; carbamoyl-phosphate synthase (glutamine-hydrolyzing) activity. Gene Ontology annotation, biological process: L-glutamine metabolic process; 'de novo' pyrimidine nucleobase biosynthetic process; L-arginine biosynthetic process. Lineage: Eukaryota; Metazoa; Chordata; Actinopteri; Gonorynchiformes; Chanidae. The transcript has 38 exons.